Hippopotamus amphibius kiboko is the source of this 5638-nucleotide messenger RNA. RefSeq names its product tectonin beta-propeller repeat containing 1 (gene TECPR1). The transcript has 25 exons. The record is from RefSeq and is a predicted model, not a curated record. Gene Ontology annotation, cellular component: membrane. NCBI's taxonomy places the organism in Eukaryota, Metazoa, Chordata, Mammalia, Artiodactyla, Hippopotamidae. The coding region runs from base 124 to 3546 and encodes 1140 amino acids.
UGGUUGCCGCUUCCUGCCCACCGGCUCUCCGGCCCCAGGGGAGGGCCGGCCCGCUCUCCCGCGGCCGCCGAGGAGCAAUCGCCGCGACCCCGCCCGCCGGGCGCCGGCCCAGCUGCCGCGGCCAUGCCCAGCUCGGAGCUGUGGGCAGUGGACCUGUUCGGGAGGGUGUUCACACUGUCCACAGCCGGGCAGCACUGGGAGCUGUGCAGGGACACCCAGCUGGAGUUCAAGCGGGUCAGCGCAGCCACGCAGUGCUGCUGGGGCAUCGCCUGCGACAACCAGGUGUACGUACACGUGGGCGCCAGCGACGUCCCCAUCCGCCGCAGGGAGGAGGCCUAUGAGAACCAGCGCUGGAACCCCGUGGGCGGCUUCUGUGAGACGCUCCUGCCGAGUGACCGCUGGCCGUGGAGUGACGUGAGUGGUCUCCAGCACCGGCCGCUGGAUGGGGUGGCGCUGCCCUCGCCGCAUUGGGAGUGGGAGUCGGACUGGUACGUGGAUGAGAAUUUUGGAGGGGAACCCACCGAGAAAGGGGGGUGGACAUACGCCAUCGACUUCCCCGCCACCUACACGAGGGACAAGAAGUGGAAUUCCUGCGUGCGGCGCCGGCGGUGGAUCCGGUACAGGAGAUACAAGUCCCGGGACACCUGGGCCAAGAUCCCGUCGGAGGAUGACCCCAAGCAACUGCCCGACCCCUUCAAUGACCUCUCAGUGGGGGGGUGGGAGAUUACGGACGAGCCCGUGGGCCGCCUGUCCGUGUGGGCGGUGUCUCUGCAGGGAAAGGUGUGGUACAGAGAGGAUGUCAGCCACCCCAACCCCGAAGGCUCAUCGUGGUCCCUGGUGGACACCCCGGGGGAGGCAGUUCAGAUCAGCUGUGGGCCCCACGACCUGCUGUGGGUGACGCUCUGGGAGGGACAGGCCUUGGUCCGGGAAGGAAUCAACAGGAACAGUCCCAAAGGAAGUUCCUGGGCCGUGGUGGAGCCUCCCACGUCUGAACACGGGAUCAUGCAUGUCUCCGUGGGCGUCGCUGUGGUCUGGGCCGUCACCAAGGACCGCAAGGUUUGGUUCCGAAGAGGCGUCAACUCUCACAAUCCCUGCGGCACCAGCUGGAUCGAAAUGGUUGGAGAAAUGAUGAUGGUGAACGUGGGGCUAAACGACCAGGUCUGGGGCAUCGGCUGGGUGGACCGGGCCUUGUACUUCCGUCAGGGCAUCACCCAGAGCGAGCUCAGCGGGAAGACAUGGAAGGCCAUUGUCGCCGGCCGGGAGAGUGACCGCUCGCACUCGGGCAGCUCAUCCAGCCUCCUGAGUGCCGGCUGCUUCUUUGGCGACGAGGUGAGGGGCAGUGGCGAGUCCCAUGGGCCAAGCGACACAGAUGCCUCCUCGGAGGCCGAGAGACCGGGGCCCGACCCUGAACGUGCCGUGGAGGUCGCCGGCCCGGCCUCCACCCCGGCCGAGCUGCCCUGGACCAACAUCGACCUGAAGGAGCCCAAGAAAGGGCCCAGCCACGCAGCCACCGACUUCCCCGAGGCCACCGACCUCUCCUCGCUGGCCCUCCUCCCUCUGGGCCUGGAGGAGCCCGACGGCAGCGACAGCCACACGCUGUGGGCCUGGGUGUCCGGAGGAGGCUGUGCUGUGGAGGCCCACACCAUGCUCAAGUGGUUCACCGUCCAGUCAGGCCUGUCGCCCUCCAUGCAGAUGCUCUCGCUGUCCAUCACACCAGCCCAGACUGCCGCCUGGCGGAAGCAGAUCUUCCAGCAGCUCACAGAAAGGACCAAGCGGGAGCUGGAGAACUUCCGACACUACGAGCAGGCAGUGGAGCAGUCGGUGUGGGUGAAGACGGGGGCCCUGCAGUGGUGGUGCGACUGGAAGCCCCACAAGUGGGUGGACGUCCGCGUGGCCCUAGAGCAGUUCACGGGCCACGACGGGGCUCGAGACAGCAUCCUCUUCAUCUACUACGUGGUCCACGAGGAGAAGAAGUACAUCCACGUGUUCCUCACCGAGGUGACGGCGCUGGUCCCUGUGCUCAGCGAGGCCAAGCACUGCUUCGCCCUGUACACCCCCGAGAGGACGCGCCAGAGGUGGCCCGUGCGCCUGGCUGCCGCCACCGAGCAGGACAUGAGCGACUGGCUUGCCCUGCUCAACCUGUCCUGCUGCGAGAGCCGAAGGGUGCACGGCCGCCCCUCCCAGCAAGCCAUCUGGUCCGUCACCUGCAAGGGGGACAUCUUCGUGAGCGAGCCCAGCCCGGACCUCGAGGCCCCCGAGCGCCGGCUGCCCUGCGACCAGAUGUUCUGGCGGCAAAUGGGAGGCCACCUGCGGGUGGUGGAGGCCAACAGCCGGGGCGUGGUGUGGGGCAUCGGCUACGACCACACGGCCUGGGUGUACACAGGCGGCUACGGCGGAGGCUGCUUCCAAGGCCUGGCCAGCAGCACCAGCAACAUCUACACACAGUCAGACGUGAAGUGCGUCUACAUCUACGAGAACCAGCGCUGGAACCCUGUCACGGGCUACACCAGCAGGGGUCUGCCCACUGACCGGUACAUGUGGAGUGAUGCCACGGGCCUGCAGGAGUGCACCAAGGCCAGCACAAAGCCCCCGUCCCUGCAGUGGACCUGGGUUUCCGACUGGUUCGUGGAUUUCAGCGUUCCUGGGGGCACCGACCAGGAGGGGUGGCAGUAUGCCAGCGACUUUCCCGCCUCGUACCACGGGUACAAAACCAUGAAGGAUUUUGUCAGGAGAAGGUGCUGGGCCAGAAAGUGCAAGCUGGUGACCAGCGGGCCCUGGCUGGAGGUGGCCCCCAUCGCCCUCGGGGACGUGUCCAUUAUCCCAGAGAGCCCGGGCGUCCCCGGGAGCGGGCCCCCCAUCGCGCUCUGGGCCGUCAGCGACAAGGGGGACGUGCUGUGCCGCCUGGGUGUGUCUGAGCUCAACCCCGCGGGCUCCUCCUGGCUGCACGUGGGCACCGACCAGCCCUUCGCCUCCAUCUCCAUCGGGGGCUGCUACCAGGUGUGGGCUGUGGCCAGGGACGGCUCCGCCUUCUACCGCGGCUCCGUGUCCCCCUCCAAGCUGGCCGGUGACUGCUGGUACCACAUCCCGUCUCCUCCCAAACAGAGAUUGAAACAGGUGUCCGUGGGGCACACAGCGGUGUUCGCCUUGGAUGAAAACGGGAACCUGUGGUACCGCCAGGGGGUCACACCCAGCUACCCGCAGGGCACCAGCUGGGAGCACGUGUCCAACAAUGUGCGCCGCGUGUCCGUGGGGCCCCUGGACCAGGUCUGGGUCAUCGCCGACAAAGUCCAGGGUAGCCACAGCCUGAGCCGGGGAACGGUGUGUCGCCGCACGGGGGUGCAGCCCCUGGAGCCCAGGGGACAGGGCUGGGACUACGGCAUCGGGGGGGGCUGGGAUCACCUCUCCGUCCGGGCCAGUGCCACCAGGGCCCCCAGGAGCUUGUCCCAGGAGACGGCCGGCGAGGGGAGCAGGGAGCAGAGCCUCUCCCGCGGGCCCCCGAGGGUGGCCAGCGCCCCGCAGGAGACCCCCGGCCACGUCUGCUGCUGAGGCCGCGUCCCCUCACCUGGAGCAGGUGCGAUGUGGGCUUGAAGGACCAAGGUUGACGUGAGCCUUCUUGUCGGGAGCCGGUCUCGUGCCGAACGUGCUGAAACGUGGAUCCCGGGAGUGGUGUUGCCACGCCCAGACUCAAGACUCCGCAGGGAACCUGGCCUGAGGUCACGGCCACCUUGGAGGCCCUGAAACAGUCCAGAAAUGUGAAGCUCUGUGGACGCUGUGUGUCCCCGACUGCGAAGAGAACAUGGGGUGUGGGGUGGGGGCCCCUUUACCCCAGCCUCUCCUGCCUAUCCCUUCACCCUCUGCCUCCCACCUUUCCAGGACUGGAGCCUGGAGCUUCCAGGAGCACUGCCCCUGGGGAAGAGAGCCUUUGAAGGAGCACCCUGAGCCAGGGACGUCCCCAGACGGUGUUGGGGCCCUGUCCCCCCCAAAGAAAAAUGGCUGUGGGGCUCAGGGCAGUUUUUCCUGGGCCUGAUCAGUUCUCAGAGCAGGACACGAAAAUAGGGUUUCAUUUCAGAAGUUAAGGAAGGAGUUGAAAGGUUGGAAAUAAAUGCUGGAGAGGAGCGUCUUCUUCCCUGGGUGGGCCGGGCCCUCCUGGGGUGGUCGGAGGAUGGAGGGGCCGCCCGAGGCUGGGAGAAGCUGUCCAAGCGCAGAAUCACCGUCAUCAUCGGCCCUCCGCCAGCCCUUCCCCAGGCAGGGUUGGGGGCCGGGGGCUCAUUUUACGUCAGAUCUUGUUGCAGGGGGUGGGGCGGGUGGAGACCAGUGCCUCCCAAGCGGCCCCGCUCCCAGCUGGCAGCUUCUCAGCUGCCUUUUAUCAGAAAAAGGCCCCAUUUGGUGAAGUCUCAAGUUUGCAUCCCACAACCGGACACUUUGCCCAGGGGUCAUCACAGCCCACGUCCCGUCUCUGCUCCUCUUGAGAUGGGACAAGCUGCCCACCAGGUGCCUGGAGUUCCCGUCAGGAGGGCUCGGCUGUGCGUGGCUUUGCAGUGCGCAGCGGACUCUAAGGAUGUCCCCCUUGGGGUCCCCUCCCGAGGGGCACUGGAGGGAGCCAGUGGCCCCUGCCUUUGCUGUGUCUCCUCCAGGUGGGACUGGGAGGCGUGAGCCUGGGGCAGAGUGCACCCCAGUGCAGCGCGUGAAGGGCCAGGUGGGGCGGCGCCCUCCUGUCUGUUUAUACUCAUUGAUGUCGGGUUUCUGGGAGCAGGCAUCAUGGUUUGGUCUAUGGCAGUGCCCUGUCCUUCUGCUGUGACUUGCGGGUUCCACCCUGCCCUCUCUCCAGGGCGACUGUGUCCCCUCCUUGCUGACCUGCUCAGCAUCGGAACCACCUCGAUUCCUCAGAUGCUUUAUUCAAUAAAAACUUCGGCCAGAGUGUCGAGGACGCGAUAUUUUUUACUGCUGCACUAUGAUUAAAAUGCACAGUUCCCCACCCGUUCAAGCAUGGGGUAAAAGGAGCAUGAAAUCUUUUAUUCUGUUUUCGUUAGUACUUUGAAGAGGCCAUUAGGAAAAAUAAAAGCAAAUUGGGAUCAGUUAAGAAACAUUUUCACCAUAAUUACAACAGAGGCACUGGUCAUUCAGUUCCAGGUAGGUCUUCCCUACAGAAAAGUCGCAGUUCUGGUUUCUCUGCCGCUGGCAAGCUCACGCAGGUCCGGUCUGCAGGUGGGUCCAUGGCCCCAGGUGCCAGCUGGGUGGCCCGUGUUCAGAGUGUGUGAGUCUCUGACUUUAGGAAAUGCACAGCCUGGAGAGGUCGGGCAGGGCCUCCUCGCAGGACAGAAGCAUCCAGCUUGGGCUUGCUGUCCAAGACGAGGGUCGACAGAGCAGACCCGGCAGCAGGCUCAGCAGACCUGUCCCUUCACCACCUCCCUCCCCAUAUUCAACAACCCAAACCUGGACUGGGACCUUUAAGCCUCCUUCGUGAUGUGGGCACAGGGCAGGCAAGUGCCCUCCAGCCUCGGGUGGAAAACACUGGACAUCUGGGCCCAGGUGACCCUCUGGGAAGCAGAGGGAGUGCAGGUGCCAGUUUGGGACAGAGAGGCAGAGUCACAAAGCCUGUCGUCCUGCAAGGUGGUGACCCACAGGCCCCGGUCACCAG